AUGUACAGCUUUGAUGGCUUCGGGAUCGAACGCAAGUCCUCGUAUGGAUCACUCAUCGACCUGAGUGAGAAUGGCAAAGCACAGAGCGCAGGUGGCCGUCCAAGGAUUGCCAUAGUCGGAGCCGGUAUCACGGGGAUCUCAACUGCAUGCCAUAUCCUAGAUGCUGGAUUGGACUGCCACAUCUUCGAGUCAGGCAACGAGUCCAGCGUUGGAGGAAUCUGGACCAAAGUCAACACAACCAGCCGGCUCCAAAUACACUCACAGUUCUACCGAUUCCAUCCAGCCGUACAGUGGGAUUCGGAUUACCCCAACCGACAAGAAAUCCUUGGACAAGUACAUCAAUUGUGGGACCGGUACAAUCUUGCAUCACGAACCACCUUCCACUGCCCAGUGGAGUCGACGCGGCAAGAAGAUGAUGGCAAGUGGGUGGUGAACGAUCCUUCCUACGGCUACUUCGAUGGCGUCGUCGCCGCGGUGGGCACCUGUGGUGAAGUCUACGCACCCAAGAUYGCUGGACAAGACAACUUCAAGGGUCGCGUAAUACAUUCCUCCGAGCUGGACCCAGAAGCAGUCAAGGGCAAGAACGUCGUCAUCAUCGGAGGCGGUGCCAGCGCAGUAGAAGCAUUGGAGUUUUCUUGCGACAACGGGGCUGCUUCAGCAAAGGUCUUGGCAAGGUCUGAGAGAUGGUUUAUUCCCCGAGAGCCAAGGUUGAAUGCAUGCUUAGCCGGGACUGUUGGUGACCGAUUUGGUAUCCUGGCUUGGAUCUUGGGAUUCAUGAUUCGAUUCUUCUUUUACAGAGAGUUCUGGGAGAUGGCCCCUCCAAGCAGUGGACCAUACACUCUUUUCUCGGGCACCCCCAUCGUCAACAGCCGUAUCUUUCAAUUGAUGCGUCAGGGUAGAGCAAGCUGGGUCCGAGGGGAUGUCCGCGGAUUUUCAGAACACGGAAUCGAAUUCACAAGAAGAAAGGGCAGUCCAAAGGCAGGAGAACUGAACGGCGAGGCCACAACCGAGAAGGGUGAUAUUUGCAUCCUGGCCACUGGUUAUUCUCGCCCAUCAUUGCAAUUUCUGCCACAAACCAAGUCGAGCAGCAAGUACCAGCCACCGAACUGGUAUCUGCAAACUUUCCCUACAGAGAAUGCCACGGUAUGCGCGACCAACUGCACAUGGCAAGAAGGCAUCGGAAGUGUUGGCGGUGUCCACAUUGGCCUUUACACUCGCUUCCUGCUUGCCUUUGUCAUGGAUCCAGAAGCUCGACCCUCCGAGCGUUUCAUGAAGGGAUGGGUGGAUUUGGUUCAUAUUUUGAAAAAGCCGUACCCAGGUGGUGCACUCUCAUUUGUUUCUUCGGCCGAGCUUUUUUUCUGGAUAGUGGUCGUUAUUGCGGUACAACCCAGCUUGUGGAAGUGGGCGAGCUUCAUCCUCAGUGGGCCGGACCUGCUUCAUGGAAAGAAUGUUGCCCAAAACACAAACCUGUCAGAACGUUUCCCGAGCAAUGCAUCACAGCCAGCGCUUCCAGAGAAGCCAAUAGCAGCGAGGCAGGACAGCGGAAUUUCAAUUUGA
This is a messenger RNA of Ramularia collo-cygni, 1557 nucleotides long. RefSeq names its product related to ACB 4-hydroxyacetophenone monooxygenase. The coding region runs from base 1 to 1557 and encodes 518 amino acids. Gene Ontology annotation, molecular function: flavin adenine dinucleotide binding; monooxygenase activity. NCBI's taxonomy places the organism in Eukaryota, Fungi, Ascomycota, Dothideomycetes, Mycosphaerellales, Mycosphaerellaceae. The record is from RefSeq and is a predicted model, not a curated record. The transcript has 2 exons.